This is a messenger RNA of Doryrhamphus excisus (bluestripe pipefish), 1196 nucleotides long. RefSeq names its product inosine-uridine preferring nucleoside hydrolase-like. NCBI's taxonomy places the organism in Eukaryota, Metazoa, Chordata, Actinopteri, Syngnathiformes, Syngnathidae. Gene Ontology annotation, molecular function: hydrolase activity, hydrolyzing N-glycosyl compounds. The record is from RefSeq and is a predicted model, not a curated record.
ACAUGUGGAAAGUGUUUCAUGGUCUUAAAGGCAUGGGUGUUGCCUGUUGCAUAAGAACACUUUCCUCUUUAAAAGAUGUUGUGCAAGUUCGCUGUCUCAGAGGCUCCCUGUCACAUUUGCAAGCAGCGGAAGACACUCAUCCUUCUACAUCGUCACCCCAGAUCAUUUGAAGGUUGUUGCUGCAAGAUGAAAAAGAAGCUGAUACUUGAUGUGGACACGGGCGUGGAUGAUGCUCAGGCCAUCCUCAUGGCCGUGGCAGCACCCGAUGUGGAGAUAUUGGGGAUCACCUGCUGCCAUGGAAAUACUCCCUUGGAGAACGUCCUGAAGAACACCCUGCGGGUUCUUAAAGUCUGUAACAGACUGGAUAUUCCAGUGUAUGCCGGAUGCUCCCAGCCUUUGUUGUCCAACAAGCAACAUGCCAGCGAUUACCACGGAAAAGACGGGCUGGGGGACAGGCCAGAUGCAGAUGCUCCGGGAUUGGAAAUGGUGCAAAAGAAAAAAGGUGUCCAGGCUUUGGUCAAAAUGAUCAGACAGAACCAGGGGGAGGUGACUCUGGUGGCCACAGCGCCUCUGACCAACCUUGCAGUGGCAGUGCAGCUGGACCCUUCCCUACCCAAGAAGCUCAAGGCUCUCUACAUCAUGGGGGGCAACAUAGAGUCCAGGGGGAACACCACCACGUGUGGGGAGUUUAACUUUGUGGCCGACACGGAGGCCGCAUACGUGGUGUUGGAACGCUACACCUGCCCCACCUACAUCGCCUCCUGGGAGUUCAGCUGCAGGAACAGCCUGCCAUGGUCUUUUUGUGACAAGUGGCUUGCAGCCAAGACGGAGAAAGCUGCCUUCAUGAGGACUAUUUCAAGCCUGUCCAUGAAGAAAGCUCAGUCAGCGGAAUAUGAGAAAGAAAUCACCACGGGAAAAGGUUUCAAUUCUUGCGACACCUAUGCUCUGGCCGCUGCCCUUGAUGAGACGCUCAUCACAGAGAGCGAGGAGGUGGCGGUGACGGUGGAGUUAGAAGGGGCCUGCACCCGAGGCAUGAUGGUGUUGGACUACAUGGACAUUUUGAAGAAGAAACACAAAGCCAUCAUCAUGAAGAAAGUCGACUUGGAGAAGUUCAAGCAGAUGCUUGUCAAGUCACUGAUGUAGGAUGCAGAAAGUGUACUACAGCACGGCAAGACAAAUAAAAUCCGUUUCCCUUG